UUUUCAUUUCAUUUCAAAUGUAUGAAUAGAGAAUAACGGAAAAUUCAUUGCGGUAUUACCCCAAUCAUCAUUAGUAAAUCAAAAACAACAACUCCAGUUUGCUUUUAGAGUUUGAGUUGUAAACACUUUUUAUUUUUAAUCAGUGACCACUACUCCACAAACACCCACACACACACACACUUGAAUAAAAUAGUGGAAAUUUUUGAAAACUUUCAAAAAAUGGUAUCAACUAAACAUCAAUUAAUCAACAGCAGCAACUGCAACGAUUCUCAUGAUUCUAUUGAUUGGCUUUCUAAUCGUGUUCAAAAUCUUUUGGAAAAAACCUUGGCCUGUCAAAAAUCCAAUCAAUUAAGACCAAUUUCCAAUCGAGAUGUGUCCAAUGAACGAAAACAACAACAACAACAACAACAAACCGAUUCUGACAUUAUAUUGUCGACCAAAAAAUUUAAUGAGACAGAAUCCAGAAUUCUUGUCGAAUCGAAUGUUAUGAUGUUGAAUACAUCAAGGAAUUGUAAUUCUGAAAAUUCGCUCACAUCUAACAUAACAUUAAAUUGUGAUGAAUUUGAUGAUUUAACUGAAUACUAUCCGAUUCAAAAAUUUCAUCGUAAUCAUAAUCGAAAUGCCCCACCCAUUUCCAUUCAGAAGAAUGAAAAAUCCAUAACAGAGAAUUGUCAUUUAUCGGAUAUAAUUUCAUUUCAUAAAAAUUUUCUCAAUUCUCAGAUCAAUCAUCUGAAACGAUUAAGCAAUGAUCUGAUUAGGAUCGAAAAAUCCAUUGGAAAAUCUCAAAAUUCAUUCAUUAAUUAUAGAAAUAAUAAAUAUAAUGAAAAAUCAUUAUCAAAAUGUCAUUGUAACCAUGGCAACAAUGUUGAAAAAAUUUCAAAUCAACACCGAAAAACUCAUUCAUUUAUUUCGUAUGAAAAACAAUGUUAUGAUAACCUGGAUACGGCAAAAUAUAGCAAACAUGAAAAACAAACAAAAAUUUUACAGACUUCAAUUUCAAUGAUGCAGAAAAUCAAUCAACAAAUAAAUGAAGACAUGAAUGAUGGUGACAAUGAUGAUGAUGAUGAUGAUGUGACAAAUAAAUCGGUACAAACCUCAUUUGUAUUUAAUGCUAUUGUUGAACGAUCAAAUGGUGACCAAUUCCAGUGCAGCAAUGAUGAUGAUGGUGAAUGUCUCAACAUUAAUAGAUCAUUAUCAUGGUUUCUUCAAUUUGUUGACGAAGAAAAUUAUCGUAUAUUCGAUGCACAAUCAUUUAAUUUGUCGGAAAUAUUCGAACAAAAUCAACGAAAAUUUAAACAUCGAUCAUUAAUGCGUGCACUUCGAAUAAAAGACAAUGGUCGUUUGCGAAUAGAAACAGCCGAUCAAAGAAAAGAUGAAAUUGUACAGGUCUUUUUAUUGGCUAAAAGUUGCUAUCCAAAUGACAAAUGUUCAAAACGAAAAUCAGCAUCAAGUAACAGUCGUCCAUUAUCGCCGAUUACUCGACGUGUAUUCACCCAUCAACAGAUGCGCAAACAAACGGAAAAAGUUUAUAAAAAAUUACCAGAAUUUAAAAAUCGCCAAAAGGAUGGACGACAUGAAGAUGAGGCAAAAAAACGUCGAAUGAUGGCAGAAAUUUUCAAACAAAAAUUGAAGGAUAAUGCCGUACGUGGCCGGUUAAAUUGGCCGAUUACUAGUCAAGCCAUUUCGACAUAAAAUAUUUAUAAAUGAAUCAAUCAAAUUUUCAAUAAAAAAAUAUCAAAUCUUUUUUUUUA
Molecule: messenger RNA, 1751 nt
Organism: Dermatophagoides farinae (American house dust mite)
Lineage: Eukaryota; Metazoa; Arthropoda; Arachnida; Sarcoptiformes; Pyroglyphidae
Source: RefSeq, a predicted model, not a curated record